AUGCUCGCCGCUUAUUUGAAUCUUUCAUUGACAGCAUCGAAAAUGGGUGAAAAUGUGGAUUGUAUCAAGUAUUGCGAUAAGGCGCUAGAAUUGUCACCAAUCAACGUGAAAGCUCUUUAUCGAAAAGCUGGCGCACGAGCAGCUCUAUCUGAUUUUGAGGAGGCAAAGCAGAUCUAUGAGAAGAUCUUAGAGAUCGAUCCCGAGAAUAAGGCAGAUUAUUAG
This is a messenger RNA of Cooperia oncophora, 222 nucleotides long. NCBI's taxonomy places the organism in Eukaryota, Metazoa, Nematoda, Chromadorea, Rhabditida, Trichostrongylidae. The record is from the annotation of a GenBank genome assembly.